Messenger RNA from Racocetra persica, 394 nucleotides. NCBI's taxonomy places the organism in Eukaryota, Fungi, Glomeromycota, Glomeromycetes, Diversisporales, Gigasporaceae. The record is from the annotation of a GenBank genome assembly.
GGAAAAGUUUCCUGAAAAGUAUAGUUUACUAACAAAAACUGAAGCGAAAGAGGAUGAAGAACGCUUGCCGCAUUUGUCAAAACCUAAUCCACACAAAUCGACUUGGAAUGAUAUGAUGUUAUAUCUUCGAGAACAGGUGGAAGAAUUCUCCUUUCAAAAAUGGGGAGGUGCUGAAGCACUUGACAAAGAAUUUGAAAAGCGUCAGAAUGAGAAAAAAAAGAAGAAGGAUAAAAAAUUUAAAUCAAAACUUGCAGAUCUUCGAAAGCGUACAAGAACUGAUGAGUUAGAAAAGAAUAGGUACCGAGAACAUAAACAUGAGUUCGGGAUGGCGGUUGAAGAUCCUGAAACUGGAAUAUCAACACAAACAUGUAGUUCAUGUGGAAUAAGUGUCGAA